Molecule: messenger RNA, 1071 nt
Organism: Meriones unguiculatus (Mongolian gerbil)
Lineage: Eukaryota; Metazoa; Chordata; Mammalia; Rodentia; Muridae
Product: olfactory receptor 4P4-like
Biological process (GO): G protein-coupled receptor signaling pathway
Cellular component (GO): membrane
Molecular function (GO): olfactory receptor activity; G protein-coupled receptor activity
Source: RefSeq, a predicted model, not a curated record
AUGCAGGAACUCCGGACUGCUCUCUCCCCAGAGAGACUCACAGACCGUGGUUUGAUGCAAAAGCGAGAGGCAGUUUAUUCCGAUCGCGAUGGGGGUCCCCACUCCAAAGCAGGAGACGACCCCAAACAUACAAAGCACAGUGUUUUUAUCUCAGCACCAGACAAACAACAACGACAAACAAUAACGCUGUCCCCAAAUAAGAAUAUUGAGGUCCUCUGCUUUGUUUUCUUUUUCUUUUGCUACAUUGCUAUUUGGUUGGGCAAUGAACUCAUAAUGGUUUCUAUAACAUGCACACAGCUCAUUGACCAACCCAUGUAUUUCUUCCUCAACUAUCUCUCACUCUCUGACCUCUGCUACACAUCCACGGUGACCCCUAAAUUAAUGACUGACUUACUGGCAGAAAGAAAAGUCAUUUCAUAUAAUAAUUGCACGACACAGCUCUUCACAACUCACUUAUUUGGAGGAAUUGAAAUCUUUAGUCUCACAGGGAUGGAUGACCGGUAUGUGUCUCUCUGCAGACCCCUGCAUUACAACGUCAUCAUGAGCAGGCAUAGGUGUAAUAUAAUCAUCCUGACUUGUUGUACUGGGGGAUCUGUGCACUCAGCCAGGCAGGUUCUUCUCACUGUCUUCUUACCAUUUUGUGGCCCAAAUGAGAUAGAUCAUUAUUUCUGUGAUAGAUUAUUCUUUGUGAAACUGGGUUGUUCCGAUACACACAUAAUAGGACUCUUAGUUAUUGCCAACUAUGGCCUAAUUGCUUUGGUGACUUUUGUUGUUUUGAUGCUGUCUUAUUUUUUCAUAUUAUAUACUAUAAGGCUGUACUCUGCAGAAAGCCAGAGCAAAGCUCUUUCUACUUGGAGUUCCCACUUAAUGGUUGUAGUCCUGUUUUUUGCACCUGCGCUAUUCAUUUACAUCAGACCAGCCACCACAUUCCCAGAAGACAAAGUAUUUGCUCUUUUCUACACCAUCAUAGCUCCCAUGUUCAACCCUCUGAUCUAUACACUGAGAAACACAGAGAUGAAGAAUGCACUACAGAAAGUUUGGAGUUAUCGAGUGCUUCUAAAACGGAGGUAA